Molecule: messenger RNA, 6954 nt
Organism: Cuculus canorus (common cuckoo)
Lineage: Eukaryota; Metazoa; Chordata; Aves; Cuculiformes; Cuculidae
Gene: TMEM268
Product: transmembrane protein 268
Exons: 9
Coding region: 4472-5497 (341 amino acids)
Source: RefSeq, a predicted model, not a curated record
UUAUACACCAAAAAUGCGGUUUCAUCAAAAGAAAAUGAGAUCUGCCCGUGUUGGCUGCUGCUCACCGCUGCAGCGUGCGCAGCCGCCAACAAGGCUGAGGUAGGGAGGACCUGCAAUUGCAUGCAGCCCAACUGUGAAUAAAGCAGGAUGAGCAGCGAUGCAUUCUCAGCCUUUUAAAUAUUGCAGAACGUGUGUUAAGCCAAGUAAUAAAUGCAUGGAGAAAAUGGGGUUUGGGGAUUCAAAAUAGGAAAAUACUGACUAAUGAGUCUAUAGCUUAGUAUUUAAAGUAGUGGGACUUGAGACAAAUGAUCUGAAAAAUGAUCUAAAAAUUGGUAUUGAGAACCUGGUAGAGGCUGAGGCUACCCCAGAGGACAGGAGAUAUCGGUGGUUAUGUCAGACUGGGAAAGCACUGCAAAUACAGAUAUUUUUUUCAUGCAAUCAGGUUCCCUGUAGUAUAUUCAUUAAAGCAGCAUGAUGGAAUAGGGAGUACGGUUAUAAUACAUGUCCAGGGCACCAAGCUGGGAAGAUACAAACAAUACAGAGGACUGAAUUGCAAUUCAAAAUGAUCUUGAUAAAUGGGAGAAGUGAUCUGAAACCAAUAGCGUGAGGCUUUCUGAAGUCUAAUGCUGAACUAAGAAGGGAGAAAUCAAAUACACAAACCCCAAGCAAUCAAUAACUGACUGUACAACACUGCCCAAACUGUGAAAAUAAGGAUGACCCCCUCAAGACUCAGCAAAUGGUUUGGUUUUGAAAUGAAGUCACCGCUGUGCAGCAUAUUGAUACAUGGAUGUACCUGUGGAAGAUGGAGGUGAGAGAGAGAGAGAGAGUUGUUGUGUUUCUGGUAAGAUCUCUGUCCUGUCCAGACACUGAGCUUUGAAAGAGCUGAGAGCAAAUCGCUCUUUGAAUGGAGCAUCGAAGGGCCUGGGGAGGUCUGGCAGAUCCAGCACAGAGUGAUGAUGAUGGGCAGGGAUGGGAUUAUUUAGUCUGUGGUCUCUGUCACAGAAUGGAGAGAUCUUGAAAUGAUUAGAGGUUGUUUCAAAGAGGAGAGCCAUGUAAUUUUUCAUCAGAUUCACUGAGGCUAGAAAAAGUCAUCAGCUUAAUUUGAAAUGGGAAAGAUUCAGUUUUUAUCUGCACUUUACCAGGAAGGUUGAGGAGCUGUGGAGGUUCCACCAUAGCCACUGCUGGAGUCUUGCUGUCCCUGUGUCUUGGGACUGUGUGGUUGGAUUUUAUUGCCUAACUGUUGGCCCUGCUUUUAUCAUGUUGGAAGGGUGAGGUCUCCUUUGGCAGUGGGGUGAGAGUGUCCAUGAGAAGGCUGCAGUGGGAGCUCAUCAAUUAAAUAUCAGAGAGUUAAGGUUGGAAAAGACCUCUAAGAUCAUCAAGUCCAGCCGCCAGAGAGUUAACACUGGCAAGCAGAAAACAGACAAAGCAAAAAAUGAAGAAAGACAAGGAGACUUUGCAAAUAGCUUUGCCAUGGUUUAUACUAAGUCAGAACUUGCUUCUGCAUAGAUACUAGUGAAUGAAGAUCAAGAGAAGCCUCAGCUGCCUUAACUCUGAUUUGUAUACAACAAAUCCCCUGCCAGCCGGCACGAGCUGAAUGUACAGUGAAUACAACACUUCCCGGAGUGGAGAAGUCUGCAUUUGCAUUCACUUUCAUUUCAUUCAUUCGCAUUUCAGUUUUUGGAAGACCUUCAUUUUUAAAUAGGGCUGGAUUCAGAGCAUGUCAGCUGGGUUCCGCAAAUAGAAGCUUCUCCAGUCUGUGCUGGGAUCCUGUUAGUGUCCUCUUUUUGUUUUACUGUCAAAUAGUUUCCCAUUAUUUGUGAGCCUUUGCCUCUCUCAAAUUUAUUUCUACUUUACUAGACUGACUUUGUAUUCUCUGUUAAUUACUGUUCCCUGUACUGGCUUUAAGAGGGUUAAAUUUCUAAUCAUAGAAUCAUAGAGUGGUUUGGGUUGGAAGGGACCUCAAAGCCCAUCCAGUUCUGCCCCCUACCAUGGGCAGCCACAAUUUCCCUGGGCAACCUGUUCCAGUGCCUCACCACUCUCAUUGUGAAGAAAUUCCUCCUUAUGUCUAAUCUAAAUCUGCCCCUCUCCAGUUUAUACCCAUUGCCCCUCAUUCUAUUGCCACAAGCCUUUGGAAACAGCCCCUCUCCAGCUUUCUUGUACCCCCUUCAGGUACUGGAAGGUCACUAUAAGGUCUCCUCUGAGCCUUUUCUUCUCCAGGCUGAACAAGCCCAACUCUCUCAGCCUAUCCUUGAAUGGGAGGUGCUCCAGCCCUCGGAUCAUCCUUGUAACCUCCUCUGGACCCGUUCCAACAGGUUCAAUGCCCAGGUGUUGGUAGAUGGGAUAGGAAUGUUACAGUCACAUCAUAGCAUCUCACGGGCCCAGAUAUAAAGGCAUGUGUGCAAACACGAUAGCAAGUUAUUGUCCAUCUAGAAUCUAAAAUGUGAUAUUUAUUGGAAUAGAUUAAUCAUGUAUCAUGCCAGUUUCCAGUGUAGCAUAAUAUAUUUUGUAGACUGUUCUGUGUGACCUGUGGCUACAGGAUACUUGCUUGGAUUGCAAGAUACCUGACAGGAUCUCUCUUGCCUGACAUAAGUGCUGAAACUAUGGACCCAAUAAGCGGAUCAGAAAACAAAGACCUGCCAAAGGUUUCUGAGCAUGUGGCUUGCAGGUAGAGUCAGUAUAAGAGACCUUGAUUUCACACAGCCUUGCCGGCACAUCCGUUGUUUCCUUUGGGCCAGAUCUGCAAGUUCAGGGAGGUGGCUGAGUGGAAAAUGAUCUCAGAAAAUAACUGGAAAACCUUCCUUUAGGUUGGUUUAAGCUGCCAUGGAGCUUCCUCCUCAGUUCCUCAGACAGGCGUGAAACAGACGCUUUGAAAACCUUCAUAGGGAAAGGCUGUCAGUCUAAAAGUUUCCAAAAAUGUAAUAGUAUGUGGCCUUUUUUUCUGCUUCAGAGCAGGAAAAUUUGGAUUGCUUUACACCUGGAAUUCUCUUUCUUCUUUUUGUUUUGCCCCAACACCCCUCCUGGUUGAACAGGAUUUUUCUGCUUGUGCUGACGGAGUGAGGUGUUGAUGCCAAGAUCAGCCCACCCACCCACGUCUUGCUAAACCAGAGAUGUACGGUGUAGGCGGUGCAGGUAUUUCUGAGUGGUGCUUUCAAGCCACUUUUAUUGCCCCCACGGAGUUUUACCUCAGGCAUUUUCCUGCAGUGAGCUGACAGUGCUCUUUCCAAGCGCUUUGCUCAUCAUAUUCGCCCUCUGUUGGGAUCCUCGCAUGGGCAAGAAGAGGUGAAAAUGAAGCCAAAACUUUUGAUGAGAAGCAUUUGCUGAACCUAAAGCUUUGCAUGGCCCUGUUUUGGGUGGGGAUUUGAGCUGGGGCUUGGGCUAGUGGCAACAGCAAGAAGGUUUAUCUGGUUUCUCAACACCUGGACGAUGUUACUGUGCUAGCUGCCAGUUUCCAGUGUAACAAGAUCCCAUGUGGGUAAGCGGUUUUGAAGUCAGCCCUGUUCCCCGUGCGGCCACGUGAUGUACUGAACACAUUGCUCAGCACUGUCUGGAGCAAGCAGGGUUGCACAAAUCCAUGCCUCCAAGAGAGGAACGGCGUUUCCUCCAGGAAAUGGACACAAGCGCUGCAAUGAAGCUUUCUUUUUUUAACUGUUUGCUAAGACUAACUCACUAAGAUACUUGAUUCACUCUGUUCCUGGCAUUCAUGGAUGUUUUUGGUGAGCUGUGAAACCACAAUCCUCAGGCUAACUAGUCUUCUCUGCUGUGGUAUCUCUCAGCAUUAGCUCUUUGCAUGAAAUUAAAUCACUUCUUUAGCAUGUGAAGCUGCUCUGGGGAUCCCUCUGGCUCUGUGUCUGAGCCUACUGCUUUGCUUUUGGGUCCAGCAGCUGGAGGGGAAGCUCACACCCACCCUCUGUAUCAGCGCAGCCUCCUGUUUUGGGGAGAGCUACAACCUCCACCCUGUGCAUUAUCCCUAUUUUUCUGUCCUUUAACGUGACCUUUUGCUAAAUACGCAGUGAGUAUCUCAACCUUGAGAUCUUCAUUCACCUCUUCUGAUUUCUCCAGCUCUGUCAUUAGUGUUUGGCUUUGACUAAUACUCACAGCAGCUAAUCUGAUGCAACUUCGGGACUCCUGCUGUGUGAGUCCUACCCGGCUGAUCGAGGAAAAGGAGGAGGGCAGCCUUCUGCCUGCGCCACUCUUCAGAUCUUCAUGACCUUUAGGGUCCAGCUCUGGACCCCUACCCUGCAAAAGGGCUUGAAUAUGCCUCCUUGCUCAUGGAAAGUGAGAUCACAGGAAAGUCAUCAGUGGGAGUGUGAAUGAAGAUUUCACAAUCUGGUCCCACACGAGGAAAGCAAACCGACUGUCUCUGCCCUGGGGCUGAAUCGGCGUUUCUGAACAGGGAGCAAUAAGGCAGUUAUAGAAGUGCUGAAUUUCUGAUUAUACAACGCAGAGUCCCUCCAGGAGAGGCACCUUCAGCAUGGCCCAUGACAGCCAAGCUGGUGGGACUGAGAAAAAUGGGUCACUUUCCUCCAUCCUUUAUUGUAAGAGUGAUUUAAGGGAAGGUUCCCUGCAGUGGGCAAAAGAACCCCUCAAUGGCCAGGUGCUCAUGGUGCUCAGCAUGGACAACAACUGCUCGGCCACCUCCUUCGACAUGGAGCUUUGUGCAGAGAAACUGAAGUCCUUUGGGGUUCAGGUGGCAGCUGAUCAUUGGAGAAGGUUAAUCCAGGAUGCUGUCCUGAAGCCUGAAGUAAGGCGAUACAUGUUCUACAACUCCAGGGCAUUCCAGAUAGCCAUUGCUGUGGUGUUCUACCUGUCUCUCUGGACAAACAUUUACUCCACAGUCCAGCUGUGGUCCUUUGGACGUUACUGGGAGGUCAGCGUACUGGUGACCCUGGUGGCUGUCGCAGUCACUAUAAUUGUGAUACUGGUUAUCGACUGUCGCCAGAGGAAGAUUAAUAUGAAUACAGAUGUGAGGCUGGCAGCUGUCAAUGAAAUCUUCAUCCAACACAGUUUAAUUCUGGGGAUUACAGAUGUCCUGGAUGGGCCACGCAACAUCCUACAACUGUGGUUUGUGCGCUUCAACCCGGAGCGCUGCCUCCAGUCCUUGUCAGCCCACAUCAUGGACCUGCAGAGGACACGAGAGUCAGGCUUGCGGCACAGCCUGGACCAGAUCUGUGUGGUUAUGGAGGCGGCAGUUCAGCCCCACCCAGAGACGGAAGAGGAGGAGGCUUCACGUGAAGAGUCCCCUCUUUUAUCAAACUCGAAGAAAGAGCCUGUCACAUGCAAUGAGCUACUCCACCUUGUUCCUGAGGGCCCACCAGAGGUGAUGGCCCAGCAGCUCCUGGUGAUCUUCAGCGGAUGCUAUGUCCGGCUCCUGGUCACUGGCCGCCUCCCUCGGGCUGUGGCACGGGGACACCUGGAGCACAGCAGUGUGCCCUGUCUAUGCCAGUUCAUCGAGACCACGGUGCUCAACACACACCGGAGCUGGUUCACGGGCAGGUGACCAAAGGGAGAUGGAAAACACUGAAGUAAAAGCUUUCCAUAGACAACAAUGUGAAGAAGACAUGGGACAGAUGAGAGAGCUGUAGUCGCUCAUCCUGGACAACUGGAACUAUGACUGUAAUAAAACAUGCAAGAUACUCAGCAGGAAACUUCUUAUCUUUGAGACCUUCUGUCUUCUCACUGGCUUAGUGUGAAGGAGCUGCUCUGGGGGCAGAAACAAUCCAGGAACAGCUUGGAGCUCCCUUGGGAAAUUUCCCACUGCUCUUAUCUAAGGGUCUUGGAAAGCUGCAAGGAAUACCUGGAGGUACCAGCUCCACGCCUUCAAAAUGAACUACGUGGGGUUUUUUUUAGUACAAAGAAGACAAGGAAUAUCUGUGCGUAGCAGUUUGCUAAAUGUGAUGUUUGCUCUGGAUUAUGUUUGUGACACGUAGCUGUCAGUGAGCUUUGUCUCGUGACUGACAUGGACAUCAUCUCAGCUGACGACUUGGCAAACUUUCCGUUUAAGAAACAGCUCAGGAUGGUGCUCGGUACCUGCUGCUUCUGCCCUCUCCCCUGGGAGGGGAGUGAUGGACAUCUUGAUGAUCCAUGGGAGGAGGCCUUAAAGAAGGCACUGUGUGCCAUGUAGAGCAUCCUGGAAUACUGCUCUUUACGCUCCCCUUUCUGCUCCAUUUUGGGAGAGGCUGAUUUUCUUUAGUCUUCCUUUCCUCCUUUUUCCCUGUUGCGUUUGCACACAGCAUGAAAGAGACGCCGGUAUUGAGCAGGAGACCUGCACGUUUGCUUGGAGUCCAUAAGGGAACGGGAAAUGAAGGGCUGUAAGCCUAUAAUAGGUCGUGUGCUCAGGUAGUGCCCAUGGAUGGAGGACUGCCACAUGUUCUGGGCAUUGCUGGUGUCCUCCUCUGUCCCCAGAGCCAGGCCUUUCCAUUAUAUUCAGGUGAUUGCAUGCACUGAUGUUUACGUGACCCUCCAGCCACAUGAUUUAAUGCUGAUAGCUGUUCUAGUAAGGGGCAACAGUCAGAGUAAAGAGCCCUAAAGUCUGUGUUUUCCAGCCUUGCUGUGGCUGAGCCUGCAAGGGAGAUUCAGGUCUGUUCUGCACCUUGCAGCCUGCCCAUCUGUCCUCUCAGCUCCUCUUCCGCAGAGCCCCGCAUCCUCACAGGCAGGACUUGUGUCUCUCCCACCUUAACAAAGCUCUGCACAAGAACACCUGCCCCACACAAAGCCAGGAGGCUUUUCAAACCAAGGUCCCUGGUUUGCGUACAUCCCUCAAUAGUGUUAUGUCUCACUCUGCCACCAAGCAUCUCCCCCUCAUGUGAUAUUGCAGCAGAAAAAUCUAUGUCACUGAAAGCCAAACCACCAGCAAAGAAGCUGAGCUUAUUGCCAGCUCUGCCCGGGGGUGUGGGAUGACUCUGCUCCCUCCCCUGUUGUUUCUCUUGCAAGCAAGGGUGAGACAAGAUCCACUUC